AUGGAGGUGGAUCCCGUCUAUAACUUGAAGGAUCGUUUUGGAGCAAAGCGUUUGCGCAUGUUCAUUGAUAAGAAACUCCCUGAGGACAAGCGGGAUGUUAUUGCAAAGAGGAGUGCAUUUAAGAGCAUGCUUAGUGUUGCUCCAUUCACUGUGCCAAAUCGCCUUCUUGAUUUUAUUGUGACACAUACGAGUUAUCAGCUGCGUGAGUUCUGUUAUCAUGGGAAGAGAAUUGUGUUCACUACAGACAUGGUCAGGAAGGUGUUUAAUGUACCAUCAGGUAACAGGGCUGUUGACUUGAUUAACAGGAGUGUUCCAUGCCAGUUGCGUGAUGUUUAUAAGCAGAAUAACCCAAGGCCGCCCAUAAAAAAUGCUGAGAAGGUGUUACUGGAAUGUGACAUUAAAGAUGAGGAAACCAUAGUUAGGAGCUGGGAUCUUCUUGUGCUCGCAACAGUUCUUAACCCAGGCACUGGUAAUAUGUUGUCUAUGGACUAUCUUGGAUGUCUUGCCGACCCUUUCUCCUCAGUGGAGCUAGCUUGGGAUCAGCACAUAUUGGAUGAAUGUAUGUUGCAUGUUAAGAAAAUCCAGGAGAAGAAGGCAAAGCUACGGGCAUCAGGUGUCGUGGGUGGUGAUUUCUGGAUAAGUGGUCCUUUGCCAUUCCUUGGGAUUGUUUAUAUGGAUCACUUGCAAUUUCCUCCAAAUGAGUAUGUCAUUGACUACUCACUGCCUAGAAUGUGUCAUGUAAAGAGCAAGGACUUCGAGUUUGUAGUUGCUACUGAUAUUGACAAGAAAAAGCUAUUCAACAGUACUAUCUUUGCAAGGAGACCUUUUCUUCCGUUCUCAAGUACUCCAUAUGCUCAAAGCUUUAACCCAUCGGCAUCACUGAAUGAAUGGCUUGUUCCUGGUUUUCCAAACAGCCAGGAAUUGGAGAUUCCAGCUCGUUACAAGCACCUGUAUGAUAAGCAUAAGGCUAUUUAUGCUGCUGAUGUCGAAGCAACUAUGAAGAACCUUGGUGUUGCGCUGAAACGCAUGUAUUCUCAGCGUAUGUCCGCUCUAUUGGUUGACGUUGAUGCUCUUAUCCAAGAAGGCGAUGGUCCAAGUAUUGUGUUUCCAUCAGAAGCAAAUGGUGAGCAAAGCACAAAUCCCAAUGUAUCUACAGAAGAACAGGAUGCUGCAAAGGAUGGACAAAAUACAAUGGAUGAAGGAGAUCACAACAGCGGAGAUCACAACAGCGGUGAUGAAACUGAAGAAUAUGUUGACUUACAGACUGAUGCAAUGGAAGAUUAUCCGGAUGUUGACUCGCAGCGGCAUACCAGAUGGUACACUGGUGAGUUCAACUCUGUUGAUAGUCCGGUGAGAUCUCCGUUUCGUUCUAGUAUACCAGAGGGUGUAUCUGCAGAAUCCUGGAACCGUGCUCCGGAUCCUCCUUCAAUGGAUUUGUUUCCUCAAGUUCCCGUGCUCGAGUUGGAGAAGCCACUUGUCGUCGAAAAAACAUCUUGUUCAGCUGAUGUGGCUGCUGUGGUUAAUCCACCUCCUGCAGCUGUUCUGAAGAAACCAUCUGGUGCGGCUGUUCUGGAUAAUCCAACUGUUGCGACUGUUCUGGAGGCACCACCUAGCUGA
Molecule: messenger RNA, 1617 nt
Organism: Lolium perenne
Lineage: Eukaryota; Viridiplantae; Streptophyta; Magnoliopsida; Poales; Poaceae
Source: RefSeq, a predicted model, not a curated record